This is a messenger RNA of Prorocentrum cordatum, 372 nucleotides long. Lineage: Eukaryota; Dinophyceae; Prorocentrales; Prorocentraceae. The record is from the annotation of a GenBank genome assembly.
AUGGGGCGCCAUCACCAGGCCCAGCUCUUCGACCAGGUGGCUGCGCGGCACUGCCCCGGCACGCGCUGGAGCGACGGGGAGCGCUUGCAGCGCGAGUGCGGGCACAACCAGGUCAGGCUCUACCAGGAGAAGAAGCUACUGUGCGGUGGGAACUUGCGCGCGGGAGCGAUUGCGCUGGGAGAAGACGCUGCCAGCCACAGCCUCAUCGAAUGCCCGCAGGAGCGGAGAGCGUCGUCGUUUCAGGGCCUGCAGUUCGGCAUCUUCGAGCCCGGGCCAGAGAGGAACGUUGUUGCGUGGUCGCGCUUCGCCUCCUGCGACACCUGGGGUUGCAACGGGGGCGGCUGGGACGAGUCGGACGAGACGCAGCCCUGA